Molecule: messenger RNA, 4056 nt
Organism: Topomyia yanbarensis
Lineage: Eukaryota; Metazoa; Arthropoda; Insecta; Diptera; Culicidae
Exons: 2
Coding region: 1-4056 (1351 amino acids)
Biological process (GO): DNA integration; proteolysis
Molecular function (GO): aspartic-type endopeptidase activity; zinc ion binding; nucleic acid binding
Source: RefSeq, a predicted model, not a curated record
AUGGAGAAAACAAAAUUACACAAAGAAUGGCAGAUUUGGAAAAGAUCGUUGGAAUAUUAUUUCGAGGCGGAGGACAUUACCGAUCAGAAACGAAAACGAGCUAAACUUCUGCACCUCGGCGGGCCUCAGUUACAGGCGUUAUUCCAGUCGCUUCCAAACAGCGAGCGAUUUGCAGUGGUAUCUCUGGAGAAGGCAUACUAUGAUGUGGCCAUCCAAUCAUUCGAUGAUUUUUUUCAACCGGGACAACAAGACGUCUUGGAGCGCCAUAAUUUACGGAGGAUGAAGCAACAAGAAGGCGAAAGGUUUGCCGAGUUCGUUAUCAGGAUUAGACAACAAAUAAGUGAGUGUGGUGUUGACAAGUUCGAACCGAGCGUUUCAAAGAUCCUUACGGACAUCAUGCUAACGGAUACCAUAGUAGAGGGUUGUGUGUCAGACGAGCUGCGGAAACAGAUUUUGCAGAAGGAUCGCUCAUUAGAGGAAAUUGAAGAAAUCGGAAAGUCACUAGAGGGAGUGCAAAGACAAUUGAAGGAUUUUGGAUCAACCCGAGAACAAUUGAAUCAACACGAGCGUGUGUACGAUAUUCAGGCCAAACGGCGGUAUCAACCCCCAAACUCGAAGACAACUGGAGACUUCCAACUUAAGUCCAAGAAUUCUGAAAUAAAAUGUUUUAAAUGUGGGCUUUUUGGACAUAUAUCCACGGACACACGAUGUCCUGCCAGAGGAAAACGAUGUAAGCGUUGCAAUAAACCAGGGCAUUUUGAAGUCCGAUGUCGAAUGCAGGCUAAAGCGCCUUUUUCUGGGAAGGCAGAGGCGACAGACGCCAAGAGGAUUCGGGUGAUUGAUCAUGCAGCUCAAGACGUGCAAGGUACUCGAGAAUCAAAUGCGAUUGAGUCUAGUGAAUCGUCUACGAUUAACUUACCAAAAACAUAUUACGCUUUCUAUUCGGGGAACGAGUCUAAUAUGGUUACAUGCGUGAUUGGUGGAGUUUCACACCAGAUGUUGGUAGACUCUGGAGCAGAAGCAAACCUGAUUACCGAUUUUGAUUGGGAGAAAUUGAAGUCAUCGGGAAUCGAAGUGAUCAGCUGUAAAAAAGGAACUGACCGUGUGCUAAAGGGUUAUGCCAACUCGAUACCGCUUACGGUAUUAGGUACGUUUAAAGCAGUUGUCUGGGUUGGUACAAGAUCGGUGGUAGCCGAGUUUUUCGUGGUCCAGGGGGGACAACGCGCUCUUCUGGGAGACACUACAUCGAAACGUUUAGGAAUAUUGAAAGUUGGCAUGGGAAUAGAUCAGGUAACAGGAAAUUUUGAACCUCUUACUAAGAUCACUGGUGUUUGCGUGCAUAUCCACUUGGAUCCAAAUUUCAAACCAAUAUUUCAACCAAUGAGGAGAGUUCCGGUGCCACUAGAAGAAGCCGUUAACGACAAGCUUAAGGAGCUGAUGGCGAGGGAUAUCAUCGAAGAGAAGAAGGGGCCGGUGAGCUGGGUAUCUCCCUUGGUGGUGGUUGGGAAGGCGAAUGGUGAACCCAGGAUUUGCCUUGAUCUGAGAAGAGUGAAUGAAGCUGUUUUGAGGGAAAGACACCCAAUGCCAGUGAUCGAUGAUUUCCUUGCCAGAAUUGGACCAAAAAUGAUUCGUAGCAAACUAGAUGUCAAAGAUUCAUUUUUACAACUUGAACUGGAUGAAGUUUCGAGAGAUGCGAUGGUGUUUCUCACAGCACGGGGACUGUACAGAUUUAAGCGCAUGCCAUUCGGGUUGGUAUCGGCACCAGAGGUUUUUCAGAAAACAAUGGACGCGAUACUGGCUGGAUGUGAGGGGACCUGGUGGUACAUUGAUGACGUUUAUAUCGAAGGCAAGGAUAAAAAGGAGCAUGAUGAACGUGUCGAAAAGGUAUUGGCAAGAUUAAAAGCAUGGAACGUACAACUCAACUGGGACAACUGUAUAUUUGGAGUCGAGGAGCUCGAGUUUCUUGGUCAUAAGAUAACAAGUACAGGAGUAAUACCAUCAGAUGCUAAGAUAGAAGCUCUGGCUGCUUUCCGAAGACCUGAGAAUACUAACGAGGUACGCAGCUUUCUGGGGCUAGCCAACUACUUAAACCGUUUUCUACCAAACUUGGCCACGGUGGAUGCACCGCUAAGAAAUUUAACAAGAAAAGGAAACACGUUCAAUUGGCUAGCCGAACAUGAAAAUGCUUUCAACCAAAUCAAGACAACAUUGUCUAAUUCAUCUUCUCUGGGAUUUUAUCAACGAGAAGACAGAACACUGGUGAUGGCUGAUGCCAGUCCUGUUGGGCUUGGGGGCUUGCUCAUCCAGGUAGAUAAGCACGGUAAACACCGUGUAAUCAGUUUUGCUUCAAAAUCGUUAACGGACACGGAAAAAAGAUACUGUCAUACUGAAAAAGAAGCACUCGCGUUGGUGUGGUGUGUCGAAAAGUUCUAUAUUUAUUUGUACGGGUUGGAGUUUGAGAUUUUGACCGAUUGCAAGGCUUUAAUCUACUUGUUUACACCUCGGUCGCGACCAUGCGCCCGAAUCGAAAGGUGGGUACUACGCCUCCAAGGGUUUGAUUACUCAAUAACGCACAUACCCGGAGACCAAAACCAAGCCGACGUAUUAUCCAGACUGUCGACAUUAAAACCAGUGCCAUUUGACCAACGAGAAGAAGUAAUGAUUAGGGAGAUAACAGACUUUGCUGCGCACGCUGUGGCUGUUCCUUGGGAAGAAAUGGUGGAAGCUACCAAAUCGGAUACGGAAUUACAAACGAUUCUAGAGAUGGUUGAACAAGAUAAACGUGAUGAACUGCCAAUUGAGUUUCGGAUCUUCGCUAAUGAAUUAUGUAGAGUUGGAGACAUCCUAUUACGCGGAGAUCGUAUAGUAGUCCCUAGGAUACUGCGGGCCCGGAUUCUUCGUAUCGCUCACGAGGGGCAUCUGGGAACCUCAAUGAUGAAAUCAACGUUGCGUUUAUCGGUGUGGUGGCCCAAGAUGGACAGAGAUGUGGAGACUUUCGUCAGGAAUUGCCGUGGUUGUAUAUUGGUAUCAGCACCAGAUGCACCAGAGCCCAUGAUAAGGAAACAAAUGCCCGCAGGACCUUGGCAGGAAAUAGCCGUUGAUUUUAUGGGACCACUGCCUGAAGGUCAAUGGCUAUUCGUGGUAGUGGACUAUUACAGCCGUUUCGUAGAAGUUGUGGAAAUGAAGAAUACCACUGCUAUCGACACAAUACGAGAAUUAUCGACGAUAUUCGGUCGGUUUGGAGUCCCUAUCACAAUGAGAGCUGAUAACGGGCCCCAAUUGAGUAGUGAAUGUAAGGAGCUUAGGCAAUUCUGUGAAGAAUUAAAUAUUAAACUGGUGAACACGAUUCCGUACUGGCCUCAAGCGAAUGGAGAGGUAGAGCGUCAGAAUAGAAGCAUAUUGAAACGCCUACGAAUCGCGCAGGAAUUAGGCAAGGACUGGCGUUUAGAACUGAGAAAAUAUUUACUGGCAUACCAUUCUACAAUUCAUUCGACAACAGGAAAGACCCCUUCGGAGCUGAUGUUCGGGCGCAGGAUUAGAAAUAAACUGCCAUCGAUACCGGAGUACAAAGAAGAUGGGGAAGUUCGAGAUAGGGAUAAAAUCGUUAAGGAAAAGGGGAAGGAAUACUCCGACAACAAACGGAAGGCUCGUAGUAAUGAAAUUGAAGAGGGGGAAUAUGUCUACGUUAAACGACAGAGAAAGGAAAACAAAUUGGCUGCCGAUUAUUCUUCGGAGCUGUUCAAAGUAAUCAAACGAAUGGGUUCAGAAGUUAAAAUUAAAUCAUUAAUAUCAGGGAACGAAUAUAAACGUUAUGUAUCACAUCUUAAGAAAGCAGAAGUACAAGCACAGGAGACAGAUAGACGAUCAGAAUAUUCUCAAACAGGGUUACCAAUAAGGGCGGAAAAUUCUAACGCCGAGAAGGGUUCAGAAUAUCGAUUAGAUGGCCUUCGACAGGAUGAGUUUAGCGAAGAAUCGGCGCAUGAUGCAGGUGCUUUAGGGCCAGAUAAACGAAGACGUUUGGCUCCCAAGAGGUUCCAAGACUACGUGCCUUUUUAA